UCCUGUUGCUCCACUUCGUGAGAUUUGUACUUAGUCCCUAGGCUUGCUGUCUACUACGGACAUGCUGUGGCAAACAGCUUCUGUUUGUAUGUCCCACUCAUUUCGUGUUUCUUGUUUCCUAUCCCCAUUAAUCAGGAGCUCCAUUUUUUGGGUUAGGGAGCCGGACUACGGUUCCCAUGAAGCGGUGUUGCACAGCAACAUUUCCUAUCCUCCCAGCUUUCUCGGAAAGGCAAAGAGUCUUUCUUUCAUUCUGGCCUGCCACUCCCGUGGACGGUGGCCUGCAAAGGACAAUGGUUCCCAUGUCAGCAGGAAAAAGCAUUCCCCCUCCCCCAAGGGAGGAGCGGAGAAAAAGGGGAGCCCUGGGGUGGAGUGAGGUGGAUAGUGGAAGCACCGAGGGUGCACCUAAGAGGAGGGUGCUGGAGGUAGAGGAUAGUUUUCCGACUCCAAGAAAGGGGUGGUCACAGGAGUGGGGAGCAAUGCUGGAUAUAGAAAAUGAUGAAAUGUUUGAAAAGCCGACCCGGGGGCUUGUGGCCGGUCCGAACACGCGGUAUUUUCAGCGACGCUAUUUCAAUAUGGCCGAAGUGGCCAAACACAACACGGCCGACGACCUGUGGGUAACCUACCUGGGCAGUGUGUACAACCUCACCUCCCUGGCCAAGGAGUACAAAGGGAGCGUGCUGAUGAAGCCCAUUCUGGAGGCAGCAGGACAGGACAUAAGCCACUGGUUUGACCCCAGUACCGGAGAGAUCCGAACGCACAUAGACCCGCUGACUGGCUGCCGGAAGUAUUACACCCCCAGGGGGCGCUUCGUGCACAUCCCUCCGCAGCUGCCCCGCUCGGACUGGGCCAAUGACUUUGGCCAGCCGUGGUGGAGGCGGACCGAGUAUGAAGUGGGGCUGCUCUCCUACAAGACCCGGCUCAUUCGCAUCAUCAACAUGCUCACUUCUCAGGAGCAGACGCUGGAGGUGGGGGCACUGGAGACCAUGUGGGAAAUCCUACACCGAUAUCUCCCCUACAAUGCUCAUGCUGCCAGCUAUACUUGGAAAUUUAAUGGUGUCAACCUCGAUAUGGACAAGACCCUGGAGCAAAAUGGGAUUGCAGAUGAGGAUGAAGAGUUCUACCGACUUAACAUGGACCCAGAGCUGUACACACCUGCCUUGUUACUGUACUUCAAUGAUGACCUCACUGAACUAUAAGGAGAUACACAUAUAAUAUGUAGACUAGAGAGAGAACAGGGUGUAUGGCUCAGUCUCUCUGACCUGGGGAAAAGGGGGAAGCCUAAAUCUAGUUCUUCAUCCCACUCUUGAACUCUUAAUUCUUAGCCCCUGCUUUCCACCAAGGCCCCAUAUCCUGUGGGAACUCAGGAGUACUUAGCCUUCAUUUUAUAUAACACACUGAGGAUAUUGGGAUUUUUUUUUUAGUCAGGACCAGAGUAAGAUUAAGUUCACCCAAGCACCUUCUUUAAUAAGGUGAGAGCACAGGAAGAUCAGGGGUCUUCUUUUUUCUCUCCUGUGAAGAGGUACAGAAGCAAGCAUUAGGGAAGUGGUAUAAGAAUCUUCCCUCAAAGUGAAGCACAGAGGCAGAGCGAGGACUUUAGGAGGACUAGGGUACAAUAAGAAUUUAAUCAUCUGUGCCCAUAACUGGCCUAUCUCUUCCCAGGAUAAUAGCGGGAAAACACAUAACCAUGGGUUUGGGGAAAGUUCUUGAAGCACAUUGAAACUGGGAAAUCAACAAAUAUUUCUUGAGCACCUGCUUUUUGAAAGUCUCUGUGUUUGACAUGGGUCACAGAGACAAAAAUGAAACAUCUUGUUCUCGAGCAGCUUACAUUCUACUGAGUGUAAGAAAAACCACGUGUCUGACAUCAUCCAUUGAGAUUGGGUUUGUGCUCAGUGCAGCUAAAUGUCAUGCAGAAGUACUUACCUAUUCCACUUAUUCUACCACUACAUCAAAUAUUGUAUUCCUUCUGUCUCAUACACUGAGAUCAGGCUUUUGAGCAAAAUCUUGGAUGCAUUCUGGGGCUAUGCCUGUCUUGCACUGGGAACUGUUAGGCCCUGAGUGUAGUCAACCACCUGUUUUACUUGGGAGUCACUGUCAGGAAAAAGAUUAGAGAUGCCAUUCAGAAGCCAGUGGGAGCUGGAGAAAGGAAAAGUUUCAGCUAAGCAGUGGAUGUAGAAAGGAAACAAGCCCAGAAAUCACUGGAGAAAACCUGCAAGCAACUUUCUACUCUCUUUUCAUUUAGACUUUUCCUCCAGGGACAUGGUGAAGUAGGUAUUUUUCCUAUUUUGGAGAAGGGUUGAAUGAAUGUUGAGAGUGAGGCCUUACAGACUGGGGAACAUGCUACUGGGAAGGAGAAAUACUAGAGAAUGUGUUUAAGAAUGGGAAUGUGCCAGUAGGGGAGGGGGCACAUGGGAAGCAAAAGUUGAUUUAGAAGGAGAUGGGAAAGCUAAGGGAGAGCCAAAGGUAGUUCUAAAAUGUACAGAAAUGUCUUCUUUGUAAGCUUUCGAAGAGUGAGUCAAAGUAAUUGGGAUAAGGCAACUCAACCCAUGGCCAACUAAAAGUCAAGAGUGGAGGGUAUCUAGUUGACCCAAAGGAGCUUCAAGGUAAAAUGAGAUAGAGUGGACUUCUUCCCAGAGUGGGAGAUUAGUAUCUUCUCUCCAUAUGAGAGACAGGCAAGGAAUGGGUUGGUAUAGAAGCAUGAAGAGAGCUAGUUCAGCUCAUGUCAGAGCUAGAUAGGAGUUUUAAACAUUUUUUUUUUUCCCUUUGGGCCAGGGGAUGGGGUUGUGUUCAGGGAGGUAGAGUAAAUAAAGAUGUCUGUAUUGUCCUCA
Molecule: messenger RNA, 2825 nt
Organism: Phascolarctos cinereus (koala)
Lineage: Eukaryota; Metazoa; Chordata; Mammalia; Diprotodontia; Phascolarctidae
Gene: CYB5D1
Product: cytochrome b5 domain containing 1
Biological process (GO): cilium movement
Source: RefSeq, a predicted model, not a curated record